GAGACGGUCCCACAGCUGAGACACAAACCAAGACAGAGACAGAAGUGAACAGACACUUGAAGAGUGUUUCCUCUGACAACAAGAAGACUCAGCUCUAAACACACUCUGAACAUGCUGUGCUCUCAUGGACUCCACUCUCAGCUCAGUCCACUCAUGGACUUCCACUGGACCGUGGGGCCACAGGUCAGACCUCUGCUCUACCAGCAGCAUCUCCUGCACAGGAACCUUCAGGAGCUGUGCAGCAGUCUGGAGCUGAUGGACAAACUUCAACAGCAGGACCUGGAGGACAAGAAGAAGAAGAAGAAGACGUCUGUCCAGAGCUGUCAGGCCCUGGAGACACCUUCCUACCAGCUGCAGAAAGACGGAGACAACGUUGGCCUGGUCCUGGACACACGAGGCUUUUCUCCAGCGGAGCUGACUGUCAGGCAGGUGGGCAGGAAGCUGAGGGUCAGCGGGAAGACGGAGAAGAAGCAGGAGGACGGGAAAGGCUCCUACUCUUACAGCCUGCAGGAGUUCAGACAGGAGUUUGAUCUGCCUGAAGGACUGAACCCUGAAGACGUCACCUGCUGCCUGGCUCCAGACGGGAAACUCCACAUCCAGGCAGCCAGAGCUCCAUGUGAGGAGGCAGAGAGAGAGCUGACUAUCAGGAGGAGCACGGAGGAGAAAGGGGAGCAGAGUGUGUCUUCACACACAGCAGAGUCACAGCAGCAGCAGCAGCAGCAGCAGAGUCACAGCAGCAGCAGCAGCAGCACUGACUCAGACAACAGUCCUGGACCAAACAUGGACUGAUCACAAUAUUGUUUU
Messenger RNA from Cynoglossus semilaevis (tongue sole), 804 nucleotides. RefSeq names its product heat shock protein 30-like. Gene Ontology annotation, cellular component: cytoplasm; nucleus. Gene Ontology annotation, biological process: protein refolding; response to heat. NCBI's taxonomy places the organism in Eukaryota, Metazoa, Chordata, Actinopteri, Pleuronectiformes, Cynoglossidae. The transcript has a single exon. The record is from RefSeq and is a predicted model, not a curated record. Bases 112 to 789 code for a protein of 225 amino acids.